AGAGCAGGGAACGACGUCAAAGGUUUUCUCAUUAUUCUUCAUCUCACCGCAUCAUUGUAAUUUCUUCGCUUUGUUCGUUGAUUUCAAUAUACAUAGCUAACCACUGAUCGUGUUAUUCAGUACGUUGUUGGAUCUAUAUAUAUUUGUUCCGCUGUUCGAGAGAUUGCGUCCAUAAAAGUUAUAUUUUUUUCUUCAAAUCUGGUGUUUGGGUAUGAGAGACCUUUCUGACAGGUUUCAAUCAGAUCAUUGACACCCAUCCCAAAUCUGGAUAUCAAUUGACAAAAAAAAAUUAAUUAGCACAUGCAUAUAAUGUAAAUUCUAUUACGACACCUAGAAAUCAUGGUAUGUUCUUAUAUAUACGCAUUCAAAAGAUGAAUCCAAUCAUAUAGAAGAAGUGAUAUAUACAUCAAUUAAAGUCAAGAUGGCGUGCAUGAAGAAAAGUGGUGAGCUUGAAAUUGGGGACAAAAUGGGAAAAAGCAACGAGCAAUAUUUGCUGGAUACGGAAGCGGAAACAGACGAUGAUGAAUCAAAUAAGGGAAAGGAAAUGGAUUCGGUAGAGAUGAUGUUUAAGGACACAGCGAUUCCACCGUGGAAGGAGCAGUUGACGUUAAGGGCAUUUGUGGUGAGUGCGAUGUUGGGCAUCAUGUUUAGUUUUAUAGUGAUGAAGCUGAAUCUGACGACAGGGAUCAUCCCAUCGCUAAAUGUAGCUGCGGGUUUGUUAGGGUUUUUCAUGGUGAAGGCAUGGACAAAGGUGUUGGAGCAGUCUGGAAUGUUGAAGGAUGAUACGUUUACAAGGCAGGAGAACACCAUUAUUCAGACGUGUGUCGUUGCCACUUGUGGGAUUGCAUUUAGUGGUGGAUUUGGGAGUUAUCUAUUUGGAAUGAGUGAUACUGUUGCAGCACAAUCAUCUGAUGCUAACUCCCCUCAACGAGAUAUGAACGUGAAGAACCCGGGUUUAGGUUGGAUGAUCUGUUUUCUGUUGAUCGUUAGUUUCAUCGGCCUUUGCUCUGUCGUUCCUCUCAGAAAGAUCAUGAUCAUUGACUUCAAGCUCAUAUACCCCAGUGGAACUGCAACUGCUCACCUCAUUAACAGCUUCCACACUCCCCAGGGUGCCAAGCUUGCCAAGCAACAAGUGAGGGAAUUAGGGAGAUUCUUCUCUAUCAGCUUCUUAUGGAGUUUCUUUCAAUGGUUCUUCACCUCUGGGGAUCAUUGUGGCUUUCAGAGCUUCCCUGUUUUUGGACUCAAAGCUUACGAUAACAUGUUUUUCUUUGAUUUCUCAACUAUGUAUAUUGGGGUAGGGAUGAUCUGUCCAUACCUUAUAAAUAUCUCCUUGUUGCUUGGUACAUUCCUUUCAUGGGGGAUCCUGUGGCCCAUCAUCGAGACCAAAGAAGGCGACUGGUACGAAUCAGGUCUCGAGCCCGGUAACUUCCAUGGCAUCCAGGGUUACAGGGUUUUCACUGCCAUAGCCCUAAUCCUUGGAGAUGGACUCUACAACUUUUUGAAAGUACUCGGAAACACUUUCCACAAGUUAUAUAACCAGAUCCAGAACAAAAAAUCAUGUGCAGUUCUUCCCGUGGGACCCGAUGACAAGGAAAUCUCGUUCGAUGAUCAACGUAGAAAAGAGGUGUUUAUGAAGGAUCAGAUUCCAACAUGGUUGGCUGUGGUAGGGUAUCUGGGCAUAGCUGCAAUUGCCACAGUUACCCUCCCUCAAAUAUUCAAACCACUGAAAUGGUACCACGUGCUUUUGAUUUACGCAUUUGCCCCUGCAUUAGCGUUUUGUAAUGCGUAUGGGUGCGGGCUUACUGACUGGUCGUUGGCAUCUACUUACGGGAAAUUGGCGAUUUUUGUGAUCGGGGAAUGGGCUGGGAAGAUGCAGGGUGGUGUCUUAGCUGGGCUGGCUGCUUGUGGUGUGAUGUUGAAUAUUGUGUCAACGGCUUCGGACCUGAUCCAGGAUUUCAAGACGGGUUACAUGACCCUGGCUUCACCCCGGUCUAUGUUUGUGAGCCAAGUGAUUGGAACCGCAAUGGGGUGUGUGAUUGCUCCAUGUGUGUUCUGGAUCUACUACCAAGCUUUCCCGGAUCUCGGGGUUGCAGGGUCUGAAUACCCUGCUCCAACCGCCACCGUGUUUAGAAACCUUGCGAUUUUGGGGGUUGAAGGAUUCGGGUCGCUCCCAAAACACUGUUUGUCGCUUUGCUGCGGGUUUUUCUCAGUUGCGAUACUUAUAAACGUGGCCCGAGACAUUGCCCCCAAGAAGUGGGCCCGGUUCAUUCCGGUUCCAAUGGCUAUAGCCAUUCCUUUCUACAUGACUGGAUCCUCUGUCGCCAUUGAUAUGUGUCUCGGGAGUCUCAUACUUUUUAUAUGGGAGACCAAGAACAAAGCAGAUUCCGAGGCUUUUGGACCGGCGGUGGCUUCUGGUUUGAUAUGUGGUGAGGGGCUCUGGUCUGUGCCAAAGUCUAUAUUGGCUUUGGCCAAGGUCAGCCCCCCGAUUUGCAUGAAGUUCUUAUCUAAGGAUAUGAAUGAUAAUGUUGACUUGUUUAUAGAGACCAUAACUCGUUAGCACGCCUUCUCUUUUCAUUCAUUACACGUGUUCGUAUGUAUUCUUUUUGUUUUUAAAACCAUCUUUUGGUCGUUUUGAUUA
Messenger RNA from Lactuca sativa (garden lettuce), 2638 nucleotides. Its product is annotated as putative metal-nicotianamine transporter YSL7. Gene Ontology annotation, molecular function: oligopeptide transmembrane transporter activity. Lineage: Eukaryota; Viridiplantae; Streptophyta; Magnoliopsida; Asterales; Asteraceae. The record is from RefSeq and is a predicted model, not a curated record. Gene Ontology annotation, cellular component: membrane.